Messenger RNA from Mya arenaria, 747 nucleotides. RefSeq lists its product as uncharacterized. Lineage: Eukaryota; Metazoa; Mollusca; Bivalvia; Myida; Myidae. The coding region runs from base 164 to 571 and encodes 135 amino acids. The record is from RefSeq and is a predicted model, not a curated record. The transcript has 3 exons.
UGUCAUAACAGGAAAACACUGCUUUAUGCAAUGGUCGCCGCAUAGUUAUUGCAUAAAAAAUAAUAUACAUAGCUGUGAUAAAAAUAUCACACAUUUUCGUUUAUUAUUAUUAUUAUUAUUAUUAUUUUAUUGAUGGUGGUGGUGAUUAUGACGAACAGCUAAAAUGGCGUUUAUGAAAAGUGUUUUGUUUGUUUGCUUGUUGAUGCACGUAUGCUGGACAGGAAGUCCGCCGACAACUGUCGAAGUGGAACUCCAUGUGUUUUCCGGGAGGCGCGACCCGGUUUUCGUUCUUCAUCCAAAUGACAACAAUUAUGACGUCAUAGUGCAGAAAGCUAGCGAGCAGAGUACAACAGAUUGGCCAUCAGUUCUUGGCUAUAAAGGCUUCACCAUUAAGGAAUUUCAUGAGUCUGAAGUGUCCAGAGUCAGCACUGUAGGUCGAUGCACACGUGUGGACUUCGAGCUUUUAUUGCUGAACUCCAUUACUGGAAAGGUACCGAAAGGCGAUGACCAACCAAUCAGCGAUAGCUUGCUGAACUACGCAAAAUCUGACAUAGACAAAUGUGCCAGUUAGGACUUACGAUCGAAUGAAAGACAAGUCAAUAAAGGAAAUGGAACAAAAAUUGUUAGAACACUUUUUUACCCUAGUUAAGCACUGCAUGAGAAUUGUACUCUACUGCGCUUUAACGUUUCAUUAAUUCUAACUCGGAUGUUUUUUUUGUUUGAUUGUUAUUAAACUGUUUAUAAAAA